This is a messenger RNA of Mercenaria mercenaria, 2277 nucleotides long. RefSeq lists its product as uncharacterized. Bases 70 to 2067 code for a protein of 665 amino acids. Lineage: Eukaryota; Metazoa; Mollusca; Bivalvia; Venerida; Veneridae. The record is from RefSeq and is a predicted model, not a curated record. The transcript has 11 exons.
UCAGGCAGUUCAAUUUUGUGUGCGCUGACAGAAUGUGAAUAUUUUACUAGUGGUUGCCACGCUAAUCUGAUGUUGUUGAACUGGAAAAGGAUGUUUAGCAACCAUUCCAAAAGAAUGUGGAAGCGUAUAGAGACAAUAGUGCUCAUGGUGAUGGUUUGUUCUGCAAUAAGUACAACAGGUGAUCCAUUUGAGGUUACCCAAAGUGAAAAUGGGACGUUUGACAUUAAACACUCUAAAAGCCAGUAUAAGAGUGCAAGCACGAUAGAAACUCUAUUCGUUCCUGGACAUGAUGAUCUGGAUUCGCCAGAAACGUCCAAUAUUUUAGACAGAUAUACGUGUACCGACUAUAAAAUGACCCUCUCAGUUGAAGAGCCUUUACAACCAAAAAAGUUAUUUCUCAGCAUAUCUCUGUCUGGAAGUGUGACUAAGCACGACAAACCAAAAUGUACGAUAUAUUGGGGAGAUGGGAUGGAAGAAGUUGAAAUUAAAAAUGAUUCAAAAAUCAUAGAACAUGACUAUACGGAUUUUGGAAUACGUUCUGUGAAUAUAGCAUGCAGUACUAAAAGCAAAGACGUCGGUAUCUGUCCGGAACGGUAUUCAGAGUGUUUCGAAACAUCCAAUUUCUUUGACGACUUCCACAGCACAUUCGAUACACCAAUGAUUUUCUUUUCAUCAGAGCCUAUUUUGAUCAACAGUUUCAUGGAAAUCUCUAAUACAAAUUGCAUAUCGCCUAAUAUCAACUGGAGAAUAACACGAGUAUUUGAGAAUAAUACCUUUGCUACAUUUACUAAUUUUACUCAACCAAAUACCUCUGUACUUAGAUUACAGACGGGAACACUCACACCUGGAUUCUAUGUUGUGAGUCUGGAAGUUCUGUUUCCAAUAAUAAGCGAGUAUGAAUGGUCUGAAGAUUCCCUUUUGCUGCGAGUUGUUGAUCCGGAACUUAACGCACAUAUCUCCGGGGGUGAAUUUCUAACCGUCCCACGAGGUGAUGAGCUGUUGAUAUAUGCAGAUAAAUCCUAUGACCCUCUGAAUACUUCGCUUUCGUUACCGCCUCUGGAAGCCACAUGGUCAUUUGUAGUGUUUAAUUCCAUAUCUACAACCCUGACUGACAAAGAUUUGCAGACAUUUAUGAGAAAUUUUCCACAUAAUUCGCUGCCUUCAAAUGGACUUAUUUAUAGCGUCAAGAACGGAACUGACUUUGUCUUGAAAGUGGACACAUCUUUUUUUCCUGUAACGUCGUAUGGUAUGGCUAUGUUUACGCUGUCACGUGGUACAAGAAUGGCGUCAGCAUUGCAAGUGAUUCAAUUCAUGGACAACGUUCUACCGAUGACGAUAGAGUGUGUGUAUAACUGUCAUACCGGAAGAGACCGAAUAUUUUAUUAUGAUAAAGUCGAGCUUGAUAUCAACUUUCCAGCUGGAAUCGAUACUACGGAAUUUGACUACACCUGGUCAGUUCAGGUUUGGGAUCCAACUCAAUUUUCAACUGCACAGCUAGCAGUUUUGCCGCCAUAUACAACAUCAGACCCUAGUGUUAUCACGGAGACAGGUUUCAACACAUCCUCGAUCGAUAUAAAAAAUGGCUCCCUACUCCAAGGAUUUACAUACAAAAUCACAGCAACAGUUUCAAGUCCAUCUCAAGCUAUAUCAGUAGCGGAGCUGAUAAGGACAGUUAAUUAUGUUCCAUCCGGUGGUACGUGCCAAUUAGACUCUGGUAAAACAACUGUAACAUCUGCCCGCGAAUGGUUAACCUUUGCAUGCACUUCAUGGCAGAAAAACGACGACGUUCUACCUACUGCUCCAACGCUAGAUUCAAACCCAAUUUUGUUAUUCACUGUACGACAACGAACUUUGGGCGCGCACGUAGAAGAAGAGCCGAUUUUGCAAACAAGAUCACAGACAUCUUACGUCAUACUGAAGGUUGGUGAUCCAGACAACAAUUUUAAAAGCGAGUUGCUGAUCCGAGUAACAGAUCUUUUCAAUAACUAUAACGAACAAGUUCUUCAAAUAAUUGUGAGUAUUGUUUCAAUUUGUUUCACGGUUGUUUUAGCAAAAGUGUUUUACUGAAUACGAUCAAAUAUGUUCGCAAAAUAUGUUAUUGAAUAGCCAUAAUUAUCAAACUGUGUUGAUGGCACACAGUCACGAUACAUUUAUUUUCAUUUUCAAUAACCACAAUUAAAAACGUCCUUUGUAAAACUGUAUAUAACAUCACAUUUACGUUUAUUUUCACGAAUGCUUUAUUUUCUAAUAUUUUUAUAAUAUCAACUUCCUCGUGAU